AUGGGGAACCUGGGACCCAACCACCGCGGAUACCGAGCCCCACACCCUUCCUCCCUCUCCCUGGAUCUGGGGAAAAGGAUCCUCCGAAGGGUUUCUUCCUGCCCUCCGAGGCCUUGGGGACAAGCCAGCUCUCGGCAGGCUGACUCCCCAUCCUUGAAGGUCACCGACUCCUCCGGUCACAUCCUUUACUCCAAGGACGAUGCCAAGAAAGGGAAGUUUGCCUUCACAACCGACGAUUAUGAAAUUUACGAGAUUUGCUUUGAGAGCCAUGGGCAGCCAGGUGAGGAGCAGAAACGUCAAUGUCGUAUUUAUUCUUGUGUCAUCUUUAUAUUUCUGGUGGUGGGUGACCUGGGUUCGACAGGGCAUGAGAUGAAGCUGAAGGUGUAUCAAGGCAUGGGCCUCCUGAGCGAGAAUGCCCUGCCUGACCUGCCGGUUAGCGUCACCACCUUCCUGAUGGAGCAACACGAGCCCCGCAUGCCUGCCGUAGCCGUGGCCUCUGGGCCCUUCAUCUACGUCUACAAGAACCUACGUCCCUACUUCAAGUUUACAUUGCCCUCCCUGGAACUUAACCCCAUGGAGAAGAGUGUUUGGGACCAGGCUAAAGAGGACAAGGUUGACCUGAUGUCCAUGAAAGAGAUGUUGGAGGAGAUACGAGAAAAUGCUGAGAUGCCCUUAUCAGUGCAGUCCUUGAGGUGAGUUCUUUGGCAUCGGCAUCCACAUGUCCUGUUUUGGCCUUGGGUAGGAGCACAAUCUUG
Anolis sagrei ordinatus is the source of this 755-nucleotide messenger RNA. Lineage: Eukaryota; Metazoa; Chordata; Lepidosauria; Squamata; Anolidae. The record is from RefSeq and is a predicted model, not a curated record.